AAAUCUCAAAUCUCCAACGAACUCGGUGGCCAAGCUUGGUGCCCACUCACAAAAUGAAUUAAAAAAUAAAUUACUAAAUAUAAAUAGCAGACUCUCCCAUCGUAUUACUCUCUUUUAAUUUCUUGAUUCCCUCGUUUUGCAGUCGCGCUCUCUAUUUUUUUAUUCUUAAAAAGAUUCAAUGCCAGGCGGGAAUUCUGCUGCCGCCGGCGGGAAGAUCGGCGUGAGAAUCGUAGUAGUCGGAGACCGUGGAACAGGAAAAUCGAGUUUGAUUGCGGCGGCAGCCACCGAAUCUUUCCCUGAAAACCUAUCUCCCGUGCUUCCACCCACUCGCCUCCCUGCCGAUUUCUUCCCCGAUCGCGUUCCUAUCACUAUCAUCGACACUUCUGCAAGCUUGGAGAGUAGAGGAAAGCUAAAUGAAGAAUUGAAGCGAGCUGAUGUGAUUAUAUUAACUUACGCGUGUGAUUUUCCGUUGACGCUUACUCGUUUGAGUAGUUUUUGGCUUCAGGAAUUUCGUCGAUUAGAGGUGAAGGUACCGGUGAUAGUGGUGGGUUGCAAAGUAGAUUUGAGAGAUGAGAACCAGCCGAUUAGCCUCGAGCCGGUUAUGGGACCAAUCAUGCAACAGUAUAGGGAGAUUGAGACCUGUAUAGAGUGCUCUGCUGUUACCCUUAUGCAGGUCCCUGACGUUUUCUAUUAUGCUCAAAAAGCUGUACUUCAUCCAACAGCUCCUUUGUUUGAUCAAGACACUCAAGCUUUGCAACCCCGAUGUAUAAGGGCAUUGAGAAGGAUAUUUAUUCUAUGUGAUAGUGACAUGGAUGGUGCACUCAAUGAUGCAGAGUUGAAUGAUUUUCAGGUUAAAUGUUUUGACUCUCCACUGCAGCCUGCUGAAAUAGUGGGUGUGAGAAGAGUUGUGCAAGAAAAGAAGAAAGAAGGGGUCAAUGACCUGGGGCUUACCCUUGAAGGGUUCCUGUUUCUCCAUUCUCUUUUUAUAGAUAAAGGGCGCCUUGAAACUACUUGGGCUGUUUUGAGAAAAUUUGGCUACGGCAAUGAUUUAAAACUCAGAGAUGAUUUUCUUCCAGCUCCAUCAAAGCAUGCUCCUGAUCAGAGUGUAGAGUUGACAAUUGAAGCUGUAGACUUUGUUCGUCGGGUGUUCCGAUUGUUUGAUACCGAUAAUUAUGGAGCCUUACAACCUACUGAACUUGAUGAGCUAUUUUCAACUGCUCCAGAAAAUCCUUGGGGUGAGGCUCCUUACAAGGAUGCUGCAGAGAGAACCACACAGGGAAAUUUAACUCUGAAGGGUUUUCUAUCUGAGUGGGCUCUUAUGACCAUGCUGGAUCCACAAGGUAGUUUGGCUAAUUUGCUAUACAUUGGAUAUGGAGGAAAUCCUGCUUCAGCACUUCAUGUUACUCGGAGAAGAUCCGUUGAUCGUAAGAAGCAGCAAACAGAAAGAAAUGUUUUCCACUGCUUAGUUUUUGGCCCUAAAAAUGCUGGAAAGUCCACUCUGUUGAAUUCAUUCUUAGGAAGGCCAUUCUCAGAAAGUCAUGAACUGAUAGCUGGUGAGCGCUAUGCAGUGAAUGUUGUUGACCAGCAUGGGUUGUCCUUGCAGGGGAAUAAGAAGACUCUUAUUUUGCGAGAGAUACCAGAAGACGGAGUGAAAAAAUUUCUAUCCAAUAAAGAAUCUCUGUCGUCCUCUGAUGUUGCUGUAUUUGUUUAUGACAGUUCGGAUGAAUAUUCAUGGAAAAGGUCAAAUGAACUUCUUGUAGAGGUUGCUAGGCAUGGAGAAGAAAGUGGUUAUGGGGUGCCUAGUCUCAUUAUCGCUGCUAAGGAUGACUUGGAUCCACAUCCAAUGAGUGUGCAAAAAUCAGCAAGGGUUUGCCAGGAGCUGGGAAUAGGGGCUUCUAUUCCUAUCAGCUCAAAGCUCGGAGAUAUGAAUAAUGUUUUCUGCAGGAUCUUAAGUGCCGCCGAACACCCUCAUUUGAACAUUCCUGAAACUGUGGCCGGGAGGAAACGCAAGCAGUUCCACCAGCUUGUCAAUCACUCUCUCCUGUUUAUGUCAGUAGGCGCUGCUUUUGCUGUUGCUGGAAUGGCAGCUUUUCGUGCCCACAGUGGAAGGAGAAAUUCUCCUAGCUAGCUUCUAUAUGAUUUGACCAAUCAUCAACUCCUGCUAUUUGCUGGCUUUGAAACUUGAAGGAAGGCUUUUCCAAGUUUUUGCAAUUGAAGCUCAUGAUGGAACCCGUGUAUAUAAAACAUCUACAAUUCUUUCAACCACUCUGCAAUAACCAUCUAAUUCAUGUUCUGAUUUGUUUCUCUCUAUAAUUUUGCUAAGCCUCAAUCAUUUUUCUAGUUUGCUAGGAUUUAUGCCUUUGGCAUUGUUGAAGACCGUCUCCUUUUGCCGUGGUGCUAUCAAACCUCUCUCUCUUUAUAAUUGUA
Populus nigra (black poplar) is the source of this 2427-nucleotide messenger RNA. Its product is annotated as mitochondrial Rho GTPase 2-like. Bases 179 to 2128 code for a protein of 649 amino acids. The record is from RefSeq and is a predicted model, not a curated record. Gene Ontology annotation, molecular function: GTPase activity; calcium ion binding; GTP binding. The transcript is spliced from 14 exons. Gene Ontology annotation, cellular component: mitochondrial outer membrane. Gene Ontology annotation, biological process: small GTPase-mediated signal transduction; mitochondrion organization; regulation of mitochondrion organization. NCBI's taxonomy places the organism in Eukaryota, Viridiplantae, Streptophyta, Magnoliopsida, Malpighiales, Salicaceae.